GGGGGAGCGCAAGAGACGAAAAAAGACAUAACAAUACAUGCAAUAACUGUUCUUGCAGCCUCCCGAAACUGGGGAUUGCAGGUCUUUUUGCUGUUGGUGUCACUUAUUUGGAUUAAAAUUAAAACUAAGGUCCAUCUGCAGUGCAAUAGGAAGUGUGUACACACACACAACCCCACAGCUAUACAAACAAAAUCAGAACGCAUUAAAACGAACCUUGAGCAAAUCAGCCUUACCCACACAAACACGGACAAACACAUGUAUGCGCAUACCUAGACGCAAAAAGGAUUUUCCGUAAGGAAAAAGAAAGGAACCGUGUUACACAGUCCAUCAGUCGAAUAUUUGGCAACGGGAAAAGGAAACGGCAGUCAAAUGAAGAAGAAGCAGCAACGGUUGGGGCUAACGCUACACAGGGAGGCGGGGAGAGAAAGAGAGUGCGCGAGAGCGGAAAAGACUCUCCUAGAACCGUUACCGUGGUCUGUGUGGGUGUAAAAUGUGGUUGAAAAAUUCAUAAUUUAUUCAUAUUUAGAGCAGGUGAACGGAGAAGGCCUCCCCUGCGAAAAAUUUGACAAGUCAAUUUCGAUUUUCUUCUAAGUGGAAAACUCAAUUUUGCCUAAUUAACAUUUAACGGAAAUUGACUCUCUGCAUUCGGAAGGCAGAAGAGAAGCGCAUUGCAAGCAGGAUAUUUAGGUUUUGGGGCGAACAUCCCAGUUGAGAUUAUUUACAUGGAAAAUUUGAAAAAAUAUUUUUUACUUAUGUAUGGAAGUAAGGCAGUCAGCUAUCGGACAAUGAUAAAAAUUAAAACUAACUUCAAAGAAAACCACGUGUUGAUUGUAGUAAUGUAAAUAUUUUACAAACCAAGCUAGUUCAUUCAUUAUAUAAUAUUUUUAAAAUGUUUAGAGUACGUGUAGCCUGCUUUAUGGAAUUCAUGGGUUAUCGCUAAUUGUUGCCAUAGGAAAAGUGUCUAAAUUUGUCAAUUAUUUCCGACCCGUGUCAAGAGAUAAGAAUGUGAAACUUUCAAACCGCUGUUAUCAAAAUUUAUUUCUCUGGGGCUGACCAUCGAUGCAAAAGUGCGAUUUUGCCUUAUCGUAUAGAAAUAUUUUUUAAGCGGGAAUCUCUAAAUAUUCAUUUGCGGGGGAUGCGUGUACUUACAUACAUAUGUACUUACCUAUUUCAUUCGAAUGCUCGCCACUGUUCGGCACAAAGGCAGAUACACACACACAUACUUGUUCGCAGGGACACACUCGCCGCUCUCGUACAAGGACGCUUCCGCUUUGCCUCUCGCUUCCACCCGCUCACCUAAGAGAGGGGAGGGCGGAAACGGCGUUAAGUCUCAAAUUUACCGUUAACGCGAGUUUGUAUUUUCACUUGUUUCUGCUUGCGCUCCCUGUGUUUGAGUUUGUGCUUCGCAUUGCUUCUAUUUACCCAAGCGUCGUCUCGCAGCUUCCAGGGCCCCCAACAUCAUAAAUAAAUAAGACAGAAAAUGGUCUCGCUUCAUUCAUAAACCAGAGAGCCCGUAGAGGGUCGCCGAUCAACGAAUAAUUAAAGGGAAUUCGAAACACCCCAAGGAGCAGGAGGCACCUAGCGGCCUAGCAGCAUGCCGGAGGAGAAGGAGGCCAACCUGGAGAACGGCCAGGCGACGGCCGCCUCCACGCCCAGCAAAUCGAAGCCGCAGCGCCAGAAGGCCACCGCCCGCCGGCGACAGAACGACAGCGAUGUGGCCGGCGGCGUGGGAAUCACCGGCGGCGGGGUCGUCAUCCUGCCGCAACACGUGCUCAACGAACUAUACCACAACUACUCCAUCAAGCAGCGCCGCAGCGGUCUCAAGUGGUUCCUCUUCGGGGCAGUGUUGUUUAACAUCUGGACCAUUGUAAUACCUUGGGAUCAGGCGCUGCCCACAAGAGUGGUCAACUGCUGUAUGCUGGUGGCGUAUUUGGCCUUGACAGCUCUGCUUCACAUUGGUCGCCGUUCGGAGCAACCGGCAUUGCGUCGCUUCCACCAAAUACUCCUGACGGUUGUGCCACGAGCACUGUGGUUACUCAGUGUUCUUCAUUUUGCAGCCUAUAUUAUUCUGCAGCCUAGCUUUUCUCCAAGGGAUGUUCUUGGUUGGGCCAUAUUGCUAAACUUCCUGGUUUAUGUGACGCUGCCGUUGCCAUUGAUAUUCCUCGGCUUGGCGAUUGGUUGUUUCACGUAUUUUAUUUGUCUCAGCCUGCCCGUGGGCUACUCCCGUUGGGAUCCCCUGCUCUCCAACCAGCUGGCGGCCAAUGCAGUUUUAAUUGCCACAGCCGCGCUGAUAGGGCUCCUGUACUACUUCAUGGGCGAGGCCAAGCAGAAACGAGCCUUUCUGGAGGCCAAAAAGAGCCUCGAGGUGAAAAUGGUCAUCGAGGAACAGUCGGCCGAGCAGGAGCGUUUACUGUUGUCCGUGCUGCCCAAACACGUCGCCAUCAAGAUGCGGGAGGAUCUGGGCUCAUCCAGCUCGGAGGCUUUCAAAAAGAUUUACAUGAGUCGCCACGAGAAUGUGAGCAUUCUAUACGCGGAUAUCGUCGGUUUCACCGCCAUCUCCUCAACAUAUAGCGCCCAAGAUUUGGUUAAAAUGCUUAACGAGCUCUUCGCACGCUUCGACAGGCUUGCCGAGAAAUAUCAACAAUUGCGCAUCAAGAUUCUCGGCGAUUGCUAUUAUUGCAUUAGCGGGGCCCCCGACGAGCGACCGGAUCACGCCGUCAUGUGCGUGCACAUGGGACUCUCCAUGGUGAAGGCCAUCAAGUAUGUGCAGCAGAAGGCCAACUCACCUGUUGAUAUGCGCGUGGGCAUUCACACGGGAGCAGUGCUCGCCGGCAUUCUCGGCCAGCGCCAGUGGCAGUUUGACGUCUACUCCAAGGACGUGGAGCUGGCCAAUAAAAUGGAAUCGAGCGGCAAGGCCGGCCGUGUUCACAUUUCGGACAAAACGCUGGCGUUCCUGAACGGCGAGUUCGAGGUGGAGCCCGCCUUUGGCGAGAAGCGGGAGGAGCUGUUGCGCAUUGCUGGACUGAAGACCUAUUUCAUCACCAAGGUGGUUAAGCCGUUCGCCUCGCCUUGUGCCAAGAAAAUCAACGAGACCCAAACAGAAAGCUCUCACCACAGUCCCAAUGGAUCGACUAGCGACGUCGUGGCAGGCGAGGAUGAAAACGAUGCCACGUUGGACGACGAGGAGCUCCUGGCCCAGAGUGCUGUUUCCAACGGGCACCAAACAGCGGUGGCCGAGGAUGAAGAAGAACAGGUUAAAUUGGAAAACUUUAAGCAACGAUUAAAGGACGAACUAGUGACCCGCGAUGGACAUGAGAAUCUCACCAAGGACACGAACAUAUUUCUGCGCUUCAAGAACCCUCAGCUGGAGCAGUCGUACGCCGUGUACAGAGAGCCGUACAGCUCCCUUCCGCUCCUGGCGGCUCUGCUGGUGCAGUGCAUCGACGUGCUGUACUCGUAUCUAGUGCUGCCGCGGUCCACGCUCCACUUCAUCAACAUCGCUGCCCCGCUGGUCCCGAUCGCCAUGCUGGUGGUGAUCAGCAUUGCCGAGAGCUUCAGCGGCAUGCUGCCCAAGUUCUUCGUGGACGUGAGCAAGCGCUUCAAUGACAUCACCUUCGUUCGCGAGCUGGCCGCCAUAAUUAUUGCUCUUACCAUUGGCCUCAGCAAUGUCAUCGACAUGUUCUUCUUCGUUACCUUCGUGCGCACCGAGCACAUUGUGAGUGAGAGCGAAUUCAAUGCCACGGCCGGCCUCGAAGGCGAUGUGGACUUGGAGGAGGGGGUCAUCACCGCCGAGCACCUGCUGCCCGCCUCGUUCGUGGAACAGAUGCGCGAGGCAGUGCCCCCGGAACGAGUUCUAUAUCCGUCCUACUUGAGCAACUUUGGAGUACUCAUACUGAUUGCGAUCGCCGUGAUUGCCCAGCUCACGCACCUCACGAAGAUUCUGCUGCUUUUGUCCAUUGCAGCUCUCCACUGCUACUUCAAUAUAUUCAUUAUGCAGGACCUUUACGCUCUAGAGGACGACUUUGCACAUCAACCUAUCAUAUCUACGCGGUAUUGCACUUCAGGACUUUUGCUGGUGGCUGCUUUGGCGUUAAGCACAUUGGCCAGACACAUGGACCAUGAGGACAGGGUUAUUUUCAAGUGGAAGACCGAGGUGGCCGAGCAGAAGGAGACUGCUAACGAUAUGCGGCAGCGCAACGAGGCUUUGGUCUACAACGUCCUGCCGGUUCACGUGGCCGAGCACUUUAUGAAAAACACCAAACGCUCCCACGAUGAUCUCUACUCGCAGAGUUAUGCCGAGGUUGGCGUCUUAUUUGCCAGCAUGCCAAACUUUUCGGAUUUCUACUCCGAAGAGACGGUGAACAAUCAGGGCUUGGAGUGUCUACGCUUUCUAAACGAGGUUAUCUCAGAUUUCGAUGCGUUGUUGGAGCUGCCGCAGUUUCAGGACAUCAUUAAAAUCAAAACCAUUGGCUCCACUUACAUGGCCGCCAGUGGAAUAAACCUGCAGAGGAACCUCCGGAACGACGCCCCCAUCACUGAACGCUGGUCGCACCUUGCGGUUCUGGUGGAGUUCGCCCUGGAACUGAAGCACGCCCUGCAGGGCAUCAACGAGCAGUCGUUCAAUCACUUUGUCCUCAAGAUGGGCAUCAAUCACGGCCCGAUAACGGCGGGCGUCAUUGGAGCCCGAAAGCCGCACUACGACAUCUGGGGCAACACGGUGAACGUGGCUUCGCGCAUGGAGAGCACCGGCAAGGCUGGCGCCAUUCAGGUCACCGAGGAAACAUGCAACAUUCUCCAGCCGUUCGGUUACACAUUCCUGCAGCGCGGCUUGGUGGCUGUCAAAGGAAAGGGUCAGUUGAUGACCUACUAUUUGCAGGGUAAGUCCCAGUCAAGUGCCGAGCCGGUGGCGCCUGCUGCCGUUGAGCUUCAUGGACAGGAAUUAUCCGCUUUGGAAUCCACCACCGAACUGGAGGCCUCCGACAUAAAGACGCCCCUACUGAAGGCGAAAGUCCCGGAGGCGUCGGCUGGCUGUGAGGGAAUCGCCCAGGAGCAGGGAUUGGGGAACGGCACUGCUGGCCAAGCGGGGGCUGCGGAGUCCCAGUCCUUGCUCGAAUAAUUUGCUAACGUGGUUUUAUUUGCUCUAGAGCCUGUGUGAGAGUGUAUCUAUGAGUGAGCGCAGUGUGAAUGCGUUGUUUGGAUGUGUUUGAAUUGAAAACAAAAGUUAACUGUUAUAAUGCUGUUAUACUUGCUAUAAAUUUGGGUUUGCCUCAGUAUUCGUGUGAUAUUCCAUGCCAGAUGCAGCAAUUUAUGAAACAAAAAGCAAAAUUCCAAUUUAGUUAAAUUUAUAAAUUUGCUUUCCAAAAGUUUGUAAACUGUGUACCUAAUAACAAAAAUAUAUUUACCUUUUAAAUAUAUUUGACUACGCCUAAGUAUUUUCAGUUAUUAUGAAUUAGCUUUUGUUUUAAACAAAAUUGUUAUCUCUUUUCCAAGAACUGUAAUAUAUAAGCGAACCACUUUGCUUUACAAACUAAUUGAUGUGUAGUUUAGUAGGUCAACAAAAACAAACAUUUUGCAUCUCAAUGUGUAAAAUAUGAAUAUGCGCAUAAACUACGAAAUACUUAAAAAACGACAAGUCCUAAUAACAUGGUUAUAGAGAGAAUAUUAGUUGAGAAUCCGAAUCCCACCACAAACAAAUGCAACCCACAAGUCAGUCCAAAUAGCAAAAAAAAAAACUAACGAUAAAUAAUUAGUUAACGAAAUUACUUAAAUAUAGACAAUGCAAUAGAGGUCAAGCAGAAUAAUAUAAUAUCCUUGGCAUGCGUUCUUGAACGUCAUAAACCAAUAUAUAUACACCUUCUAAUAUAUAGAAAUAUAUAGCUGUAAACAAACUUAUAAAUGGCAUCGCAUGCUUGUUAGAACAUUUCAACGAAUUAGCAAAGGAACAACAAACGAACUUACUAACAAAACAUUAAACAAAACUUGAACUAAAAUCGGUUUUAUGCGUGUGUCCAUCAGUCUUUACCCAACAUUAAUUUAUCUUUGUUUGAUGGCUAAAAGCGUGACAAUCAAGACAAGGAAAACGGUAUAAAUGAUUGGUUUAGCUUGAAAGAUAUUUCAUUCCUUUUCACUGGUUAACUAAACACUAAUAAAAACCGUUUUAAAAAAUUAAUUUUUAUCCAGGAACUUACGUUUUGUUUUCAUUUGACGAUACCUAUUUUUGUGUUUUUGAGCUAUGACCACAAAAAUGUUUUCCAAGCUUUCCAGGCUUUCCAUGUUUUCUAUCAUUUUAAAAUAGAGUAUAAACAAAAACUGAAAUGUAACUGUAAUUGAAAAACAAAAUACCAAACAAUUAGCAAAAUAUAUUGAAAUAAAUAAACCAUA
This is a messenger RNA of Drosophila ficusphila, 6381 nucleotides long. RefSeq names its product adenylate cyclase type 3 (gene Ac3). The transcript has 17 exons. Lineage: Eukaryota; Metazoa; Arthropoda; Insecta; Diptera; Drosophilidae. Gene Ontology annotation, molecular function: adenylate cyclase activity. Gene Ontology annotation, cellular component: plasma membrane. Bases 1595 to 5116 code for a protein of 1173 amino acids. The record is from RefSeq and is a predicted model, not a curated record. Gene Ontology annotation, biological process: cAMP biosynthetic process; adenylate cyclase-activating G protein-coupled receptor signaling pathway; intracellular signal transduction.